This is a messenger RNA of Hevea brasiliensis (rubber tree), 780 nucleotides long. Its product is annotated as protein BUNDLE SHEATH DEFECTIVE 2, chloroplastic. The record is from RefSeq and is a predicted model, not a curated record. Gene Ontology annotation, molecular function: protein folding chaperone. NCBI's taxonomy places the organism in Eukaryota, Viridiplantae, Streptophyta, Magnoliopsida, Malpighiales, Euphorbiaceae. Bases 190 to 585 code for a protein of 131 amino acids. Gene Ontology annotation, cellular component: chloroplast stroma; protein folding chaperone complex. The transcript has 5 exons.
UGUCUUCUUUCUUGCAGUUGCAAACCAGCGGAGCCUUAUCUGCUGGUAAUUUAUCUGCGUUCGUUGCCACCAACAACUGAACACGCACACAGAAACAGACUUUCGCUCUCUCUGACUCUUUAGUUAAGCUCCUCUUUUUCUGCUCAAAGAUCACUUGAAGAAAGAUCCCAGUUUGCAUUUCUAUUGAAAAUGGUGAAUACUAUAUGUUUGACCCCUGUUUGCUCUUCUCUCUCUCCUAACAAACCAGGAGUAGUUCUUGGGAAUUCCGCUGCUGGGAAGGUUCUUAGGGUGAACAAAGUUUUCCAAACUUUCAAAUAUAGUAAAUUUCAAUCUUUGGAAGUUAAGGCUACAGAUAGUGGUAAAAGCACUAAACCAAAUAGCUUAGUCUGUCCUGAUUGUGAUGGAAACGGUGCUAUAUUGUGUUCCCAAUGCAAAGGAACAGGAGUCAAUUCUGUUGACCACUUCAAUGGACAGUUUAAGGCCGGUGGAUUAUGCUGGCUCUGCAGAGGUAAAAGGGACAUUCUGUGUGGAAGUUGUAAUGGAGCUGGCUUUAUUGGUGGAUUCAUGAGCACUUUUGAUGAUUAGAGUCUUGUAAGCACUGAAUCUUCACCAAGUUGCCAAUCCUCAAAACUACACAUCCUAACAUUUUUCUAUCUGUUUUGCUUUGUGUCAUAUGAAGAAAUGCUUGUUGGCUUGAAAUUUUUGUACUUUUUACUAUGGGCUACAGAAUUUCCCUGUGCUACUUGCAGGUGAAAUAAAAACUGGAGGAAAUCCUUACUA